Messenger RNA from Phacochoerus africanus (Common warthog), 557 nucleotides. It is a transcript of the gene PPP1R1C, whose product is annotated as protein phosphatase 1 regulatory inhibitor subunit 1C. Gene Ontology annotation, molecular function: protein phosphatase inhibitor activity. Gene Ontology annotation, cellular component: cytoplasm. Bases 46 to 375 code for a protein of 109 amino acids. Gene Ontology annotation, biological process: intracellular signal transduction. The transcript has 5 exons. The record is from RefSeq and is a predicted model, not a curated record. NCBI's taxonomy places the organism in Eukaryota, Metazoa, Chordata, Mammalia, Artiodactyla, Suidae.
GUUAGUCUUUCUGAACCCUUCACAUCUCUAAUUCUCAUCAUUACCAUGGAGCCCAACAGUCCCAAAAAGAUACAAUUUGCUGUGCCUUUAUUCCAGAGUCAGAUUGCACCUGAAGCAGCUGAGCAGAUCAGGAAAAGAAGACCUACACCAGCAUCACUCGUGAUUCUCAAUGAACAUAACCCCCCAGAAAUAGAUGACAAGAGGGUGACCAACACACAAGCAGAAUCACAGAAUGCAUCCCCUAAGCAAAGGAAGCAGAGUGUGUACACACCACCCGCCAUGAAAGGGGUUAAGCAUAUGAAAGGCCAGAAUGAAUCAGCAUUCCCUGAAGAAGAAGAAGGCAUGAACGAGAGAGAGGAGCAGUGGGACCAUUAAUUACGGGUCUGCAGCAAGAAGGCUUCUUGGGAAUAACUGAACUAUUAAUUUCUCUGAAUAUCCCAUGGAAUGCCACUGCUUGACUUCCAGAAGCAACCUCCAUCUCUGCUCCACACUCAUACAGUAGUAACACUCCUCCUGGGAAGCAGCUCUUCAUGGAACUUUAGAAGUACAUACAGAUU